CGACGGGGAUCAACGACACGGGGGACCAAGGCUACGGACGGGACCGACGACUGCGGAGUGAAGGACAACGGUUGAACAUGGCCGAUGAAUUUGAAGACGUGGAUGAGGUCCUCGAGGCUGGGCCUCGUGUGAUCAGCUUGGGACAGGAGACGGCCGCGGCCGAGGCGGCCGACUCGAGCUUGCCCCCAAGCGCAGCCCCUGCUGGCCCGCGCAGCGUCACAUGGGCCGUUGCUGAGGCCUCGGCCCCACAGUCUGAGCAACCUGCGCCGCCCACUGAUGAAGAGGCCUUUCCCUCGCUCUCCGGUGGGCCUGGCAGCAAGAUGCCGGCGUCUACCCCGGCGUCUACCUCUGCGCCCGCGUGGCCCGCACGCACAGCCGCAGCCUCUGCAUCGGUGACCAAGACCGCGGCGACCCGCCCAGCCGCAUCGGCCAAAGCAACAGAGGGAACCCCAACAUCCUCUUUGUCCUCCAAACAGGAGAAGAAGGCCGAGCCAGCUCGCCCUGUCAUCAAGCCGAGCCGUACCGUUGAAACAGAGCGCGAGGCCUCGCACAUUGCCGACAUCCUCGUUGUUGAUUCCGCAGGUUUUAUCCGCAACGCGCCCUUGCAGCAACUGGCGGCCACCAUCAUCACCCUUCCUGAUGUCAUCGAGCUCGAGUACAAUGGCAACGCUCGCCUUCAUGACAAGCCUCGCAAGCCUCGAGGUCCUGGCUCCAGCGACAAGCCCUGCCGCUAUGGACUGGCCUGUCGCCGCAAGCACGUGUGCUGGUAUCAGCAUCCUGAAUCACCCGAAGAAGCCGAGGCCAUGGCUCAGGCCACCUCCCAUGCAGACCGUGCUGCGUUUGGUCAUGAUGCGUCAACAGCCAACACGAGUGCCGGCGCAACCAACGAAACAGAGGCAGCAAAUGCUCCUGUGAGCGUGGAGGAAGACGAGGAUGAUGAUGGGUCAGGCUGGAUUGGACCUAGCAACGUGGACGAUGUGACCAAGCAGCUGCGCUCAACACUCACCGUGGCCAAACCCGACGCCAAGGUGGCGUGUCUCACAGCCGAUUACGCCAUGCAAAACGUGAUGCUUCAAAUUGGCCUCAACGUGGUCUCAGUUGAUGGCAUGUACAUCAAGCGCGUCAAGUCCUUUGUCCUGUACUGCACCACCUGUAUGACUCACACAGCCAAGACCAUGUUGCAAUUUUGCCCAAGCUGUGGUGCCGCCACUCUCAUCAAGGCAUCUACCUCUGUUGAUGGCGAUGGCAACACGACAGUCGUGGUGCCCACCCUGCGCAAAUCUCAGACUCGUGGAUUGCGCUAUUCCAUCCCCAUGCCCAAAGGAGGACGUACUUCUAAUCUGAUUCUUCGGGCUGACCAGCCGGAGAUGCUGAAGCAACAACGCAAGGAGAAACCAGUCAACAUGUUUUCCGACGAAGCUGCCAUCGGAAACAAUCCUUUUGGCAAGGUCCACAAGGUCAAUGUUGCCAAGGGCGGUAGCAUUAAUCCGCAGCGCAAGGUUGUCGGCUAUGGUAAACACAACCCGAACGAGAAGAAACCUACUCGCAAGGGCAAGCGCAACAAAUGAGUGUUUCGUUUCGUGGUGUGUUGCUUCAUGUCUGUGAGGAAUUGAAAGGCGCAGCUUCC
This is a messenger RNA of Monosiga brevicollis MX1, 1627 nucleotides long. RefSeq lists its product as uncharacterized. The transcript is spliced from 9 exons. Bases 78 to 1568 code for a protein of 496 amino acids. Gene Ontology annotation, molecular function: RNA endonuclease activity. The record is from RefSeq and is a predicted model, not a curated record. Lineage: Eukaryota; Choanoflagellata; Craspedida; Salpingoecidae. Gene Ontology annotation, cellular component: preribosome, small subunit precursor. Gene Ontology annotation, biological process: maturation of SSU-rRNA.